AUGUCAGCAGCACAGAAUAGACCUUUCAGACACACCGCGACUGUCGUUUCCCUAGCCGUUAUCACCGCUCUCUGUGAAGUCGGCAACGAACUAGCUGAAGAGGCCUCGAAAGCUCUGCGCCAUAGUGAGACUCAGAAGAAGGGCAAGAACGCGAACAAGACACGAGUCAGCGAGUUGCAGGACUACUCCAAACAAGCAAAAGCAAACCAAGAAGUCCUCGACAACACUGUGAAGGACUGGUUUGAAACCAUCUACAUCCACCGCUACAGAGAUGUGGACCCUCACAUUCGCGUGGACUGCGCAAAAGCCAUUGGAGACUGGAUUGUCGCUUACCCGGACCUCUUCUUCAAUGGCAAACACCUGAGAUACCUUGGAUGGGUGCUUUCCGACCCAAACCACUCAACCCGUCUGGAAGCAAUUAAGCAGCUGCAUAGAUUCUACGCUGACAAGAACAAAAUCGGUGGCCUCAAGACUUUUACCGAGCGCUUCAGAGCUCGUAUGGUUGAAAUAGCCACCAGAGAUGCCGAGUCGAACGUACGAGCUGCUGCUGUUGAACUGCUCGAUGACCUGAGGGAAGGUGGUUUGCUCGAACCUGAUGACGUUGACAACAUUGGACGACUGAUUUUCGACGCCGAGCCACGAGUGAGGAAGUCAGUGGUUGGCUUCUUCGCAGAAAGUAUCAACGACGCUUAUGAGGCAAAGAUUGACACACUUGGUGGCCAAGAAGCACUGGAGGAGAUUCUCGGAGAAGAAAGCGACUCAUUCGACAGCCCGUGUCAGGAGUGGAUCAAGCUCAAAUGCCUAGCAGAAGGACUGGAUUCGUACGAUUCAGCAGAUGGCCCCUUGCCGCCGAGUGUCGAGAGAGGCCCUGGUCAAGGCGCUUUUCUAUUGCAUGCCGGUUCAGCAGAUACUCGCUUCAUGGUUGCCGCAGACACACUUCACGACCAGAUCGUCGAGGUCCGUGAAUGGGAGAAGCUGGCUGGGUAUCUUCUAUACGACACUUCUGUUGCAGACCAAAAUGGCGACGCUGCUAACGGCGAGUCACAACUCAAACAGGAGCUGAGGCUUACCGAGAGUGAGGAAGUCAUCCUCCUGGAAGUUUUGAACUCUUCCGUUAAGCAAGCUGUCUCAUCCUUGGUGGAAGCACACUCGGACAAGAAAACGAAGAAAAACAAGAAGCAAAAGGAAGACACUGAGGACAUGCAGGAAAAAGCAGCACGCCACCUUGCGAACUUGAUCCCUCGAUUGCUUAAGAAGUUUGGAGAUUCACCGCAGACCGCUGCAAGCACACUUCGCCUGGGCCGUGUCUUGAGUUUGGAAGCCUUCCAAGAGUUCAGACAGGAUUCAUCCACAUACGCGACACUGCUGAACGACUUCAACAAGCAGUUCCUGUCUCACAGUAACGAAGAGGUAUUGGAGGAAGCCAGUCGAGCUUUGCUGCGUGCAAAGAGCUAUCACGAACUUGGAGAUGUUCCCGACGAGAGAAUCGAUACCCUGUGGGAAGAUACCAUCGCUACUUUCAGCACACUUACGUACGACAAAGAUCUCGAAACACGUGGGUUGCUGUCGACCACAGUCCUUGACGCUCUUUCAAGAACAGUGUUACGUCUUGAGAAACUGUCCAGUAUUUCCAACCCUGUGGAGUACUUCGAAACCGAACCUUCCGCACCAGCUACUGCACGCUCCGAGACUUCUGAGCCCUCUCCACCCAUCGACUCUCUGAUUGCUCUGAUCAAUCGUGCUGCUUCACCAAAGGGCUCGGACCCAGAGACUGCUGCCCUUGACGAUGCCUUGGCAAUGCACGCCUCGCGCACAAUCUGCUUCUAUUUCAUGUGGCGGAUACCUGCGUUCAUCAAGUCGCUGCAGACAACCACCCUGCCUGACAUCGAACUUGAGGAUCUUGCCGUGAGACGUGAUGCAUACGUCAAUGCCCUUGGUGCAGUAUUGAAGACACGUCCCGUAAACGAUGAGCUCAGCGCUCUAGUUUCUGGUAUGCUUCUCGACACGCACACCAUAAUGGCCACUCUACGCCAAGUCACUACCGACAAGAACGGCGACGAGUACCUCGUGCUAGCCCUGGAGAUGGACGCAGUGCUCCAAAAGCGCAUCCUUGGCGUCUUUGGUGCAGCCGAAGCUGCCUUUGCCAAAGCCAGUGGUAAACACGUCGAAGUCGAAGCCGAAAAUUCACAAGCCCAAGAAUCUGAAGACGACGACGAAGAACCCGCCGACCCAAUCGAUGCAGACCCAGAAUCCGAGGAUGAAGCAGAAGAGGAAGCCGAUGCUGAAGGAGGCGAUGAACAACAAACCCAAGCCUCGCAGGCAAAACGCGUGGCCAAACUCCAAAACAGUCUGCUCGCAGAGCAACGUCUCUGCGAACUGGCUUCCAAACUCGUGCUUGCUGUGCUGGGAAGAAUGGUCAACGUGGUCGUCAUCAAGCAGAGACUCGAACGCAACAAGACACGCUUGGGACACAACUUCAAACUCGUGCUCGAGCACCUAGAUGCGCAGACCAAAGGCAAAAAGGCAAGGGCAAAGCCACCACUGCUGCAAAGUCUGGCGCACAACAAGCAAAAGCCAAAUCUGCCGCACCCCAGAAGAGCACAGAAAUCGUUGUAG
Aureobasidium vineae is the source of this 2616-nucleotide messenger RNA. The record is from the annotation of a GenBank genome assembly. NCBI's taxonomy places the organism in Eukaryota, Fungi, Ascomycota, Dothideomycetes, Dothideales, Saccotheciaceae.